AUGUCCUCAAUUCCAAAUGGCUCGGGCCCAGAGCUCGAGAAAUUCCCUGAUGCCCCUCCGUCGAUAGAAGUCACAGCACCAGAAGAGCCUCCUCAUGCAGGACUGCGUAGCUUGAAUCAUUACAAAAGAAAGCUGCCAACAUGGCGGUACAGUCUACGACAGAGCAUUUUACCCCUGAUACGGUGGGAGACUCCAUACCUGGCAUGGAUGCAAGAUAAGAUGCGAUCACAAACUCUCGACACCUAUUUCGCAAUUACAGCAAAUGCGGGCACUCAUACGUUCUUUAUGGUGGUUCUCCCUAUACUGUUCUGGUGUGGGCAUACGGGAUUGGGUCGAGGAAUGGUUCAUAUUUUGGCAAGCGGCGUCUUUUGGACUGGUUUUAUCAAAGACAUGACCUCUUUACCACGCCCAUUAUCACCACCUCUACAUCGAAUUACAAUGUCAGGAUCUGCGGCAUUGGAAUAUGGAUUUCCCUCCACGCACUCCGCCAAUGCCGUUUCGGUUGCAGUGUAUGCACUAUUUGCUUUGCACUCACCGGAAUGCAAGCUUCAGUAUUCAACCAAGCUAAUACUCGAAGUUGUGAGCUACUCGUACGCCGUUUCGAUUGUUCUCGGGCGACUUUACUGCGGAAUGCAUGGCUUCCUCGAUGUCAUCGUUGGCAGUAUCAUUGGUGCGCUCAUCUCUAUCGUGGAAUGUGUCUAUACGGACAUUAUUGAUGAUUACAUGUACACCAGUACUUGGGCGGCGCCAGCAAUGGUGGCUCUUGUUAUCAUUGUUCUGAUUCGAAUCCAUCCGGAGCCCGCUGACGACUGUCCUUGCUUCGACGAUAGUGUUGCUUUUGCAGGGGUCAUGAUUGGUGUUGAAAUCGGGGCAUGGCAUUACGCUUCCACCGGUUUCGCGUGGAAUCACCCAGUCCCUGGCACCGUUCCUUUCGAUUUGGCUCACAUAGGCUGGGCGGUGACCAUUGCGAGGGUGCUUCUUGGUGUUGUGGUGAUCUUUGCAUGGAGAGAGGUAAUGAAGCCCACUCUGCUCAAGACUUUGCCUCAUCUCUUCCGAGUCAUUGAGAAGUAUGGCUGGAUUCUGCCCCGUAAAUUUUUCUUACCGGCCUCCGAAUACAAGAAGAUUCCAGCACGGUUGAAGGUUGACAAUGUCAUGCCAUCAGUCUCGGACUUACCAGGCCUGCUUACUUCCAUUCGUCACCCGGGACGAGGGCGAUCGGUUUCUGUGGGUCCUCAGUCUGCUGCUGAUGCGUACGAGACUUUGGCAUAUCGGGAAAAGAGACGGAGAGACAGCCUGACAAAUACCGAGUUAGAAUCCGCGAUCAGCCCUCCUCGUUCUCCGAGCACAUCAUCUACAAAGAGGGACUACUUUUCGACUGGUAACGCCGACAAAGAUGGAGCCGUUUCGCAAGUCUCGGGUAUUUCGGCUUCGCUAGGAGCUGCAAAUACAGGCAACUUGCCUACACCAGCACAAUCACGAGUUGGCUCGUAUGAACAGAUGAUGGGACAGGGUCAUGUGAUGAUCUCUCCUGCAACACCAGAUGAGAAAGAUGAUGACGAUGAUGACAAUGCUGAGAUCUUCGUUGGCCAGCAAAAUGAGUUGGAAGAGAAGGAGAUGUUUUCGAGGCUGGAGAAACCUCGUGUUAGAUACGAUGUUGAGGUAGUCACAAAACUUGUAGUGUAUACAGGUAUUGCUUGGCUGGCUGUCGAAGUGAACCCCAUACUUUUCGAAUUGCUUGGGCUCGGGAUGGGCAAUGUUCGCCAAUUGUACUGA
Molecule: messenger RNA, 1773 nt
Organism: Hyaloscypha bicolor E
Lineage: Eukaryota; Fungi; Ascomycota; Leotiomycetes; Helotiales; Hyaloscyphaceae
Product: sphingosine-1-phosphate phosphohydrolase-like protein
Exons: 4
Coding region: 1-1773 (590 amino acids)
Cellular component (GO): endoplasmic reticulum membrane
Molecular function (GO): sphingosine-1-phosphate phosphatase activity
Source: RefSeq, a predicted model, not a curated record